GACAUUCGAAUAACAGGUUUCUCUCUCUCUCGUUUCUACUAUCCUUCAGGCUUUCGGCUACAAGGCAACACGUGCAAACUCCAUUCCCACAAACACACACAGACAGACGCAGGCUCAAAAUAACAGAUUUUUUUUUCCUCUUGUCAGAUUUGUCGUAACGGGAAGAAGAAAAGAAGCGGAGUUUUUUUGCAGAAGCAUGCAGACAUAUUCGUGUUCUGCGGAGCAUCGGACCAUACCCAUCACCUUCGACCCAGUCACCUCCACCCCUUAUUCAUGGACGCAUGGAAACGAAGAAACCACCAACUUUUGUCUGACGUGUUUCCGGGACUCUCUUCAACCGAAUGCGUCGUCUCCUCCACCCUCGCUAGCCGAUGUCCUGCACAGUACGGUGGCGGUCAUGACAGGACUGACUCAGCAGUGCCCUUCAGACAUUCAGAAGAUUAACUGCAGCACGCACAACGCAGUUCAGCGACGGUGGCUGUUACGCACACUCGACCCAUCCCUUGGUGCGGCCGGCCGCUUCUCAGAAAAUGAUGCCGUAUCGAGCCAACAAAACGUUGGGGAUCUGUUGGCAAACAUCAUGGCUUUACUCUAUCGCUACCUGGUGAACUACACUGACGCUGCAACCCGCAACGGCUGCCGCACCGUUUUUGUGGAGCUCGUGGUCUUCGUGUUCGCUGGAUGGGAGCUGCUGCUCUUCGCAGAUGACGCACAUCAACCUACGCGUCAGUACUUGCCGCAGCGCUCGUCACCGUUACCGGCGCAAACGCAUGCACCUGUGUUACUCGGCGAGGGAAAUGCAUUGUCAUUCUCUAUUGGCCGCGAUAAAUCGUACGACGAUGCUGCCCAACGCGAAUCGCACAUCCUAGACCUGGUGGAGACUAACGGCGAAGCGGGUGUCUUUCUAUCUCCCAUUCACUAUUCUGCGAUCUUUCAAGCAGUGAGCAAGGUAGCUGGAUGCUUUAUCGAUGUGAUUAUUGAGCUCACUUCGCUUCCGAACGCCGGUGAAGCACCACGCGACGGAGACGAGCAGCAACAGCGGCAGUGGAGGUACUUCGUAGCGGCAUCUUUACUCCGCAAGGUGGUCCGUCAAUCGCCCCUGUUCCGUCGCGUGAUGCGGAUCUAUGGUCACGUCUGCGCGGUGGUCCGGCGGGCACUUCCCUCGUUCAUUGAACUCGCUGAACGCGGGCUUUCUCCCCAUGCAAGAAAGCGACGACGAGAUGGAGGUAGCGUAGUUGGAUCUGACACGGCAGCGGGCGAGAGUCACUCUUCCCUCGCAUUGCACCUGCUUUUAGAGGCGAUAUCGACAGUUCUCUUUGAGCAAAAGGACCACCCAGCCCCGCAGUACCGUACUGACAUGCAUUUCAUCGCCUCCCCGACUUCAUGGAACGCAUCUGCGCCAUCAGACGGCACGAUUCUUCUUUCGUCGCUGACUCGCUUGUUGAAGCUGCCGUUACUGCCGCCACGGCUGACACCUCUGGUACUGACCAUGUUGCGAGAGUUUCUUCGUUUGCCGGAGACUCGUAAGGGUCUUCUGCAGUGGUCUUGCGGUGACAUCAUCACUACGGCCGCCUCCGCAGACCACCGAGAACCACAGGAGGAGGCAGAACUGCUGCAAGGAGAAGGUACAGAACUGUUGACACAUUACGCUGGUUCCCCCUCGCCUCGCCUCCCCGUCGAUCUCGCCGUCAUCCUCGCCCCUCUUUUGCUACAUCACACCGGCGAGGUGGUGGGUCUCACCUGUGCGGUCGUGACGGUGUUGCUGGACGGCCCGAUCACCGACGACAGAAGCGUCGCCGCGGCGAGCUGCGCUGCCUCUGUCGCCGUCGCACGGCACGUGGAGAACUACGUUGUGCACGCUGUUGAAACCACAACAAAUGAGACACGUGAUUUGUGUGCGGCGCUGGUGAACUUGCUGGAGCUGGUGGCGACGAUACUGGAAGCCGCAGAAGCAGCAACAGCGGUGGAGGCGGAGGAGGAGGAGGAGCAGGCGGCGCUCUGUGGGACCUUCUCAUCCCUGGCAUGUCAGAGACCGUCAGAUAAAGGAGCAGUGAUGCGAGCAGAUGCUAUGCAGAGGGGCAGCGACAUGUCAGCGCGCUGGCGCGUUGUCUUUCACGUCGCGCACAUCGACAUGAGACUGUUUGAGCAGCUCGUCUGCGGCGCCGUCUUUCGACGUGCGACCCGCUCGCCGCGGAUUUGGCACCCCGAUGGGCCACAGGGGAUGGUCAAGGACGAUGACGCAGACAGGGGUGUCGACUGGAACAGUGUGGUGGCGUACGCGAUCAGCAGUUUGCUGGAUCGCCCGUUGGAGGUUGUGGCAGCAGCCGCAGCAGCCGCACCACCUACGGCGACGGCCCCCGCGCUGACUCUCUUUGCCUACCUCUGCUUCCUCAACGCGCUGGCGACGAGCAUGGGAGCUGCCGUGCAAGCCAUCUGGCCAAACAACCUGAUGCGCGUUGUGAACGCCAUAACGGAGCGUGUGGACAAAAAGUGUGCGGGUACCGCUGUCGUCGGUAGCGCUGAUGCUCUGGUGCCCCUGAGCCGUGUACUACAGCCUCGUACACAUCUGCUGCUCAUUCGUGUCGUCGCGGCCUUUCUUCCCUACACAAAAACUGCACUACACCACGUGGCGCUGCUGUUGUUGAACGACCUCGUGCACUCGCACGGGCUCGCCUCGGCGCGGUCGUCGGAGCUGAUGGUGCGCAGCACGUUCCACUGGGCAACAGCGUCAGAGACGGAAGAGGAGGCGGAGUGCCGCUGUCUUCUCUCUAUUGCGACCCAUCUGUUUCAGAGUCACAAUGCGCUAACAGGCUCUUCUCGAUGGUCCAGUGACGGUGUCAACAGCGGCAACGAAACCUGCCCUUGCUGUAGGUACCACGAUGCAUGCGAAGGAAGCGCGGCGAAGGAGUUUGCCUUUCUUCACAGGCUGUGUGCGCCACCCCCAGAAAUCACAGCACGCAAUCUCCUGGAUGUCCUGCUGGGCCUCCACCCAGAGUCUACGUUGUUGCUCGAUGCUCGUGCAAGCUUCGUUCAAACUAUCAUGGGGCACGCGCCGCUUUUGACUCCAUUGUCGGAUGCGGGGGCAGAGGCGGCGGACAGAAUGCACGGCGGCGAUCCUUUGGCUUUCAUUUCGGUAACCACCGUAGCUCAGUUAGUUGAAGUGGCGGAUGUCGACGUUAAAGCGGAGCUGCUCCUCGGCCUCAGUAACUGGGUGCGUGCGUCCUGUGUGGGAGAGGGCACCGUGAAGGGGAUCGUGAAGGAAGCCGUAGAGUUCCUUGUUGACCAGGCAGGGGAGGCAGUGCAGCGAGUAUCUGGCGCAUCGACUGGCAUCUCUGAAAAGUCGAAUGAUAGGCUUGCUUUACUGAAAUUCCAUCACGAAAACGACAGCGAUGAGGGCGAUGAGAUCGACGGAGUAGCAUCGUCGUCGCACGCUAGCGUGAAGCACGAAAGUGUCUGCCGCGCACUGCAGCGCCUUCUUUCCGUUGUCGCAGUCUGCCUCCGCUGGUAUGGCGCGGCGCCGGAUGACGAGCGGAUUUCUUUUGCGCUUCGUGGUAGUGGUGAUCAUAUUUCUGCUGUCGACGGGAACGAGGUGCUCCGGUUGCGGGCCCUGAUGCUUUAUGCGGAGGAGUCCUUUACGUUUCGGCAUGGAUUGUGCCACUUUCUGUUUGCGGUGGCGUCUCGUCAUCACGUCAACGUGCACCGGCUUCUGGUCUUUCUGAAUCGGCGAUGCGGUUACCCGCGCUCGCAGGCCGCAAAUGACCAUCCACUGUUGUUCCCUGGACUCGGAGCUGUGGUGAUGCUCGGCGUUCUUCUGCAUCUCUCCGAGGUGGAGGCUAACAGCACGGAAGCGAAGCAGGCACCAAAAGAUCCCUUUAUCGAUUUUCUACACGACACUGCGGCGUCCCACUGGCUUACUUCAAUCUUUACGGCGCGGUGCGACGCUGAGGAAGAGGAGAAUCUCACCAGUACGCCUCGUGUGAAUAACGUGUGCUGUGGUGAUCUGCACUUUGAUAUUCCUUGUGAUUGGAUGGGCCCGCUCGCGUUGGCCGUGUUUCCUGGACAACUGCUUCUAGCUUCACUGUUUCGCUGCGCACGCGCCGCGGAUGCCUACCGUACCGCUUCGAGUGACGAGGAAAUCGAAGGCAUCGAAACCCCGCAGUCGAGAGAGAGUUCCCUUCUCCCAGACGACUUCCAUGACGAAGGGACAGGAGCGACGGUGAGCGGCCUUGACUACAUCUUCACCGAGGCGCAGCAUCAGGUGCAGCAGCAUCGUCGCAGCAGCCAGCUAGCUGGGAAAGCAUCAGAUCCGACUCUCCUGCGCGCCGGGAGCGUGCGGUACACGGCAGAGAGCCGACGCCUUUUCUUCAAGUCCCUUUUGUCGCAGCACCUCACUCCCUUCAUUGCCGCGUCGCUGCGUGCUCCUGCUACGCCAUCCGUGCGUGUCGCAGCGACAGACCCGUGCACUGCCCACAUCCUCCGUCUUGCGUGCAUUUCUCUGUGGUUCCUCACCUCCACCGAGGCCAGCGAGUGCGACGCCGUAUUGACGCAAUACGCCUUGCGACACGUGCGUCUCUGUCUGUGUCUCACAGAAGCAGAAGUAAAAAACAGCUACGUUGCCGUGUCGAAUUCGGGAAAGGAAAGUGCUGCAGACGGUGAUGGGGGUGGUGCGGGUCGUGUCGCACGCGUGCGCGGCCUCCCACGCCUCAGCUUGCUGGUGCUGCAGCUUCUGUACCUGCUGCUCAUGCGCAGCAACCGAUCUGCCGUCGCAACCGCGGACAGAGACGCCAUCGUCAUGUUUCUGUCCGCCGCCAAGGACGCAUCAGCAAGUGCAGGUGCCUGGUCGAAGGAAGGCAACGUCGAGGUGCACGUGAUGGCGGCGAUGGUGGAGGUACACAUGCGGCGCCUUCCUGACGAGCGGAGCCUCUGCGCAAAUGAAGCGGAGUCGCUUUGGUGUGACUAUAUCAACCUGCUUGCUUUUCGAAAGCAGCCGUCGAAUUUCAUUGGCUCCGUUGCCCACCGCCGGCGUGUGUGGGUGCUCCUCGCCGGGGUCGAGGGUGUGCUGCGACUGCACCCCGGUAGGAAGUCUCCCGUCUUUCUUAACGAUUCAGCGUCGGUGCUGGGUGCGUGCAGUGACCGGAGUCCACCGCGCGGCGACGUCGACGACGCGGAGCGGGUCCCCGUGUUGCUCCUCUUUGAUUGGUGCCAUGACAUUCUCAUCCCUGCCGCUUCCACCACCACUUUUUUUGCUGAGCCGCACAACAACGACUUGAUGGCGAGCGAGGAGGCGCCGGAGGUGAUGGUAGUGGCGGCUCGCAUUGUGUACCUGUUGCUGCACCGCUGUCCGUCUUUGAUAGCGGCCCAGGGUGGGCUGGAUGACUUCCUGGACUCCUACUGCUCUGGCGUGGCUGCCGUGAGCGACCACCAUUCAUUUCCUUCGCCGCAGCACCUCGUGGCGGAAGGUUGGGUGCUGGCUGCGCUGUUGGGCGUCGUGUUGUGCUUUCCGCAUUGGCAUGUGCACGUGCGCACGAUGGAGCUGCAGGUGGUGUGCUUCCUGCGGCGGCCAGAGGUCUCGCAGCUGCUGCAACGGCCCGAGGCUGCACCAGAUGGCCUGUCUCUUGCUGCGCCUUCUCGCCCAGGCGUGGUCACCGACGAGUUGAAAGGCGAAGUUGCCGGAGGCGACGCGCCGCUGCCAAGCCUGGAACUGCGACUUGUCGUUCUCACGUUGAUUGAUGUAAUUCGCACGUAUGAACGGAGGGUGGCACGCAAUGGUCGGCUGUCCCCCAUCUCACGUGGACCUCUGCUACCUGUCGGAAGCUACGUGCCGUCCGCCCCUGCGGUGGAUCACGUGAGUUCUACUCGGUGGUGGACACCCUACGCCAUUCCCACUACAGAAAGGAGCAGCAAGGAGGGCAUCCCUCUGCUCCUCAUCUUCAAUCAAUUGCUGUGUUGA
Molecule: messenger RNA, 5950 nt
Organism: Leptomonas pyrrhocoris
Lineage: Eukaryota; Euglenozoa; Kinetoplastea; Trypanosomatida; Trypanosomatidae
Exons: 1
Coding region: 398-5950 (1850 amino acids)
Source: RefSeq, a predicted model, not a curated record